Messenger RNA from Lasiodiplodia theobromae, 951 nucleotides. Its product is annotated as Mannosyl phosphorylinositol ceramide synthase SUR1. The transcript has 3 exons. Gene Ontology annotation, biological process: mannosyl-inositol phosphorylceramide biosynthetic process. Gene Ontology annotation, molecular function: mannosyltransferase activity. Bases 1 to 951 code for a protein of 316 amino acids. NCBI's taxonomy places the organism in Eukaryota, Fungi, Ascomycota, Dothideomycetes, Botryosphaeriales, Botryosphaeriaceae. The record is from RefSeq and is a predicted model, not a curated record.
AUGGGUUCCUUUCGCUGCUUCGAUGGAAAACGGAUACGCCCCCGAGUUCUCGGCUGUGUCCUGGCAUCUGCACUCCUCUCUUGGGGAGUCUUGCAUUCGCUGAGGAAGCCGCUCGCACUCUUGCUUCGUCCAACGAGCGACUUCGACACCGUCUACAUCAGCAAUGCGAAGAUCCCCAAGAUCAUCCAUCAAACAUACGCCAACCGGACCAUCCCUGAUCACUGGAAGCAGGCUCAGCAAUCUUGUCUGGACCUCCAUCCCGAUUACGAAUACAAGUUCUGGACGGACGAGGAUGCCAACGAGUUCAUCGCGAAAGAAUACCCCUGGUUCAAGCCGACGUGGGAUAGCUACCCGCACGUCAUCCAACGCGCCGAUGCUAUCAGGUAUUUCGCGCUGGUGCAUUUCGGCGGUAUCUAUAUCGACCUUGACGACGGCUGCAACUACCGCCUCGACCCGCUGCUGCAGUACCCCGCCUGGCUGCCACUCACCGCGCCCAUCGGCGUCAGCAACGACGUAAUGGGCAGCGUCCCGCACCACCCCUUCUUCGAGCGCGUCAUCCGCGCCCUCGCCGACUACAACCACAACUGGGCAUCACCAUACCUGACCGUCAUGUACACGACGGGGCCGCUCUUCCUGUCGGAGAUGCGCGAGGAAUACCUGGCCAAGAAGGACGACGUGCCGCCGGCCGAGCAGCUCUUCACGCUGAUGCCCAGAGACUACGACCGCAACGGCCAGAGCAUGUUCCGCAGCUACCGCGGCAGCUCGUGGCACGAAGACGACGCCGCCGUCAUCUUCUGGCUCGGCGAUCACGUCGUGGCCCUGGCCAUGGUCGGCGCGCUAUCGGCGAUUGCGGUUCUCGCGCUGGCGUCGUUGAAGUGCUACCAGCGUCGCCGUGCUGGAGACGUGCACAAGGACUACUAUUACCCCUUGGUUGAUCGUGCUCAGGUGUAG